Molecule: messenger RNA, 1873 nt
Organism: Engraulis encrasicolus (European anchovy)
Lineage: Eukaryota; Metazoa; Chordata; Actinopteri; Clupeiformes; Engraulidae
Gene: mlnr
Product: motilin receptor
Exons: 3
Coding region: 37-1107 (356 amino acids)
Biological process (GO): G protein-coupled receptor signaling pathway
Cellular component (GO): plasma membrane
Molecular function (GO): G protein-coupled peptide receptor activity
Source: RefSeq, a predicted model, not a curated record
CUACAUCCACCCGCUCGACCCAACUCCAUCGGCAGGAUGUACGGGGACUCGCUGUUCCCCGCCUCCACACUCAUCCCCGUCACGGCCGUCUGCCUCUUCCUCUUCCUGGUAGGGGUGGCGGGAAACACCAUGACCAUCCUCAUCAUCCAGCGCUUCAAGGACAUGAAGACCACCACCAACCUCUACCUGUCCAGCAUGGCUGUCUCCGACCUCUUGCUCUUCUUCAGCCUGCCCUUUGACCUCUACCGCCUCUGGAAGUACGUGCCGUGGGUGUUUGGCGGGCUGGUGUGCCGCCUCUACCACUACGUCCACGAGGGCUGCACGUACGCCACCAUCCUGCACAUCACGGCGCUGAGCAUGGAGCGCUACCUGGCCAUCUGCUACCCGCUGCGCACCAAGGCUGUGGUGACCAAGCGUCGCGUCAAGCUGGUGAUCCUGGCGCUGUGGGCCUUCGCCCUGCUCUCUGCCUCGCCCAUGCUCCUCCUGGUGGGUGUGGAGUACGAGAACGCCACGCAGGCCGACGACGACAUGCGCCAGUGCAUGCCCACCAGCUACGCCAUCCAGUCGGGCUUCUUCAACACCAUGAUCUGGGUGUCCACCGUCUACUUCUUCGGGCCCAUGCUGUGCCUGCUGUUCCUGUACGGCUCCAUCGUGAGGAAGCUGUGGAGGAACAAGAUGGAGGAGCUAGAGCUGAGGGGGCCGUGCGCCGUGGCCCGGGCCAAGUCACACCGACAGACCAUCAAGAUACUCGCCAUGGUGGUUCUGGCCUUCGCCAUCUGCUGGCUUCCGUACCACAUCGGCCGCAACCUCUUCACCUACGCCAAUGACUACUACGAGGCGCGGCUGAGCCAGGACUUCAACGUGGCCUCCAUGGUGCUGUGCUACCUGAGCGCCUCCAUCAACCCCGUGCUGUACAACCUGAUGUCCAAGAAGUACCGCGCCGCCGCCCACCGCCUCUUCCUGCUGCGGAGAGAGGCCCAUCGCCGUAACUACCGGCGCGGAGUAGGAGGAGGAGGGGUAGGAGGGGGAGGGGCGGGGCAGGCCCGUGCGCUGUCUGUGAGGGACGAUGACAUCACCACGUGCACAGAGAACUUCACUGAAGUUUAGGAAAAGACAGAGAUGGAGGUACAGAGGACGAGGAAAAGUAGAGAGAUGGGGUGGAAAAGAGGAGAAGAGGCUGAUGAGAGGGAGGGGACAGAAUGGACAAUGGAAUAUGGAACGUUACCAGGUUGAAGAGUGGUGGAAAAAGAGAAAGGGUGACAAAGUGAGAGAUGGAGAGGAGCAUGCAUAGGUUUAAGAAACAGAGAGAGGGGUAGAUAGAGAGAGGAAGAGAGUCAGACUGAGGAAGAUUGGAAAGGCGAUGAAAAAAAAGGCAUUAUACACCUCCACUGAGAUUUUGAUUUGUGUCUUAGAGGGUUACGGAUUGGUGUGAGGCGGACAGAAAAGAGAGAGAAUAGUGUCAGAGUGACCCAGGUGCUGUUCCUGUGAAAACCUCAUUGAGCAUCCUGGUGGGAUCAAGCAGCAGGGUGGUUAAGACUGAAGAGGCAGGGUGUGGAGGAAAAGUCACGGUUCUUACAGUGGUGCCUAAUAAGGAGCCUUCAGCAGAGUGUUAACAGAGAAGGUGAACAUGCGAAAAACAAGGAAACCACAGAGCUGAGGUGACUAAGUAAAUAACUCUUUAAAGAUCAUUAACUGUUGCCAUUUGUGAUACAAAAGACCAGAGUCUGCAAAAAAGAACCUUGCAAAAAAUGUAUGUAACCUAGGCUAUGUAUUCAAGUACAUUUUACUUAUUUUUUCACGUCUUAUUAUUAUACACAUUUUACAAUUACAUGUAUUUGUGACAUAUGAAAUCAGAUCCAUUUUGUUGGAACAU